Molecule: messenger RNA, 1650 nt
Organism: Durusdinium trenchii
Lineage: Eukaryota; Dinophyceae; Suessiales; Symbiodiniaceae
Source: the annotation of a GenBank genome assembly
GCGCAUAUAGCAACCACAUCAUUCUGACUUUUGAAUCGUUGCCUGAAACUAUGGGCGCUGAGGGCUCCAAAACCACGCAGGACCACCCUGCCCGACUGGUGCCUACAACUACCACUGUCAACAAAGCGAAACUGCAGUCCAAGUGGUGGACCUUACAGGUGAGUGGUGCUGCCGCUGCUCCUGCUUGCUUGGAAGGUUAUGGGCGCCAGUAUGCCUCAUUGUUUGAGCGCCACUGUGGUGAUAAUCGGAAAGAGCAUCAGAGAUGUAUGCGGAAGGGGAAGUUUGACCCUUUGGAUAUGAAGACAUGGUAUCCAACAUGCGGCGAGUCUUAUGAAUUUGAAACAUCAUGUGCCAUCAGCCUACUCCAGGAGGUGGACGCACGGUGCCGCCCGCAGCUGGACAGCGCGGCAGAGGCGCUCAGCGCGGGGCAGACCAACCCGAAGCUGGCAAAGCAGAUGGAAAGCAUCGGCCAGUGUAUGGCCCAGCUUGCGGGAGACAAGGGAGUGAAGUUGCAGCUUGACGCGGCCCAGGCCAAAGAGAGGUACAGACUGAGCAGCCAGUUGCUGUCCAGAUGAUGCUUCAGGCCAUCCAGCCGCCGAAAAAAGCAGCUUCCUAACCAACAUGUCAAUGUGUUGCUGUAUCCUGUAUCCUUGAAAGCAAGCCACAGCAUGUGGUCCGCGGGAAGUUUUCUUCACAGAAUGGCACAUGCUGCAAUGACUUGCAAUUAUUCUUCCACAGCUUUUGCUGCUCAAACAAUGGAACUUUCGUGCUCAGCAUGCUUGCCUGGUCGCUCUCGUACUUUUUUGGGCCGCAAUUGUCCCACUUCACUCCCGCCGCUACCUAGCCAGACAUUCUGUUGUUUCACGCUAGUGUGUCUAAUACAUGUCAUACUUACCUUACGUUUGGCUCAAGGAAACAUGCAGGUGCGGUUUGUUGACUCGUGUCGGCCGUUCGCCUGUCACUACACAUUCCAUCAACCACGUGGACAAGUACGUUCCCAGUAUUGGAAGGAUAGCUUCUGGAAAGAUUUUCUGGAAGUCGCAAGUAUACAGUCCACUCAACAGUUGUCAUCGUGACCCGACCAGCAACUGGACAUGGCCUCCCAACGGCCCGAAGGCUGAGAGAUGGAGAGAUGAUGGGAUGGAGACCGAAGAGAGAUGAGACGGAGCGUCAAGAGGUUGUUUUUUUAGAUAUAGUUUUAUUUUGUCGCACAGCGGCAAGUGCACAGACUUGCCGGGGUGCAGCCUCACUUUACAAGCAGGAAAGUAAGUGGGACAGUGGGACAGCCGGGGUAGCAGGGAAAGAACACUAGACAAACUUGGCAUGUGAGUGAGGGCGCUGUGCCUGGCUGGUGGUCGAAGGGCUUCGAGCAGAGGAGAAAGCGGCCGAUUUAGACCGCCAAGGCCAGUCUGCGCAGGCUGCUCUUCACCAUGCGAGGGCAGCAUCAAAAUUCAAAGAGGCAGCUGAGGUUUGCCCUGAGGCGGACCGGGAGGAACUCGAGGGUCAUGCGCAGGACAUUACCGCAAGGGCCGUGUACUUGGAAAGCCUUGGUGGAAUGCCUCCAUCCAUGCCCUUAGAAGACCACGUGGGCGAGCUCUUGAUAAGCUUAGACUUAUCCGCGCUGCCCCGCUUAGCCUAGGCGUCAGCUAG